Molecule: messenger RNA, 2576 nt
Organism: Myripristis murdjan (pinecone soldierfish)
Lineage: Eukaryota; Metazoa; Chordata; Actinopteri; Holocentriformes; Holocentridae
Gene: ccndbp1
Product: cyclin D-type binding-protein 1
Exons: 11
Coding region: 96-1130 (344 amino acids)
Cellular component (GO): nucleus
Source: RefSeq, a predicted model, not a curated record
UCUUCCAGAAGUGUCCCGAGUCCAACUUUACACACCUUCGCUUUGGUUCCACAACACGCGUGUGUGUGUGUGUGUUUUAGCUGUAACGAGGUGACAUGAGCGCUGAUAACUCUGCUGAAAACGUGUCGGUCCCUUUACGAAAUCUACUGAACUCCAUUCAGUGCGUCAGAGACCGAGUCCGAGAUGGAGAGUCCAACGCGUCAAACGGAGCGUUCAACCUCUCCAACUUCUGGGACAGUUUGAACCAGGCAGUGAAGGCAGUUUCACAGGAAGCCACCAAACUCAGCCUGGCCUUCUCCAAACCACCGGUGCCGUCACAACAGGAUGGAGAGAAGUUAGCAGAAUCCAUGCAGAAGAGCAUCCUGACUCUGUCCACUGUGUAUUACUGGCUACCCAAGAGCCAAGGUGUGAGUCUGCGUCGGCAGGUCAGAGACGCCACAGUGGAAGUUCUGGAGGGAGUUGAACAGCUAGUGGAGGUCAUACUGAGCUCACCGCUGCAGGGUCUGUCUCAGGAGCAGCUCAUGUCCACAGGAGGCGUGUGGUCGGCCUGCGACCAGUUUGCCAACCUGCCACGAGAUAACAAGGCAGCAGUGCUGUUGGUCCUGUCCUCUUACAUUGGAGUGGUGAAAGAUGCCUUGGAGGAGAUUGAGCAGGCUCUGUCUGAGGCCCACGACCCGUUUGGCGACGUCCUCGCCGACGAGGAGGAGGGGGAGGAGCCUCGAGGCAACCAGGACACAUACUGGUCGGAGCGGGACCGGCGCGUGAUUGGUCCAUGCCAGGGGCUGAUGAAGGCGUCUGCGGCGUGCCUGAGGAAGCUGACGGCCGCCGUCAAAGCCAACGGCAACGUCGGCACGGGUCAGAAUGUGGCACAGCUGGACGACCUGGCCGACAUCACCAAGGACAUCAGCCCUGGUGUUGAUGACUUGGCCCUGUGUCUCUACCCACCCAUGGACUACAGCGGGGUAGACAGCAAUACGUCUAAACUGGCAGCGCUGUUGAGGAAGGUUCUGCAGAUCAUCAGGUCCAGUCAUGUGUGUGGGGAGUCAGAGCUGUCCUGGGUUCAGUUCUUAGAAGGAGCCGUUGAUCACAACCUGCAGAAAGCCAGAGACCUCAUCCAGCAGGACAGCUAGUGUGUGUGUGUGUGUGUGCGUGUGUGUGCGUGUGUGUGUGUGUGCGUCUGUACUUGUACACCAAAGUAUUAUUUUGUGAGUGUUAACUAUGAAUGACUGCAGAGGUGUGUGUGUGUGUGUUUGUUCAGUCUGAGCAUAAGUAUAGCAAAUUAAAUUCAAAAACACAAGGGAGCUGUGUGAGUGUGUGUGUGUGAGUGUGUGUGUCCCUACCUGAACUCCUGUCAGUCGCCUUGCUAUGCAAAUCUACAUAUUUUUCAGUUUCUCUCACACGGAAAGUAAUUUAUUGAUUUCUCUGCCACAGAAUCUGCUGGAUGCCCAUAUUUACAUUUACAGCUGCAUUUCCAAGGGACGUGUUUUGUGCGUGCUGGGUGACUUCAUUGCUUUGAGUUUUAAGUUUUGUUUUUUGUUUUUUUUUUACUUUCACUGCCCCUUGUCUGUGGUAUAAAUUCAUCAAGUACAUCACACAUGGAAACAAACAAACAAACAAAGAAAAAAAAACUACUGAAUUUACUGUGGAACUAUCCCAACAAAUGUUGUUCCUCAGGAAGUUUGAGGGCUUGUAUGUUUUUGAAAGUGAUUGGCUGUUCUCAUUGACAUUGACGGCACAUAAAAUGUAGAUGUUUGAUGAUCAGUUCCUCACAUUCUGAUGAAAACCCUGUGAUGGAGAUCCGCUCUGAUACAGCAGCGGGGUUUUCUGACCUGACAGUAUGAGACAAAAAUUAGGCUGAUUUUCAUGCCUAAAACAUGUCGAUUUUGAACCGAUUUCAACAAACAAAAUCUUUAAAGUCACUGAAAUGAUGUGGAAUUUGAUGUUACCAUGUUUUUCACCUGGUAAAAUCUGUCAUGAACUGGCUCUUUAUUCAAUCAGCAAUCAAUACAGAUUGGCAAAUGAUUAUUUACUGAUGUGAAAAUGUCACAGAUCACUAUGACGAAGUUUUCUCUGUACAUGCCUGAGAUUUGCAGAGCUACUUCAUCCUUUCAGUUCACUUUGAUUCAUGAACCAUGGAGGUGCAGCAAGGUGGCAACUUUUUUUUUUUUUUUUUUUUUUAGUUUUUUCUUGCCAGCAAUAUGUAGGCAACUUUCCAUUGAAAAUCAAUAACCAUUAAUCUUUGGAUUGUGAGCUUGACUGACAGCUUGUGACCAGCUGCAUUCAUGGCAUAUAGAUUUUGCAUCAAUUAAUAACCACUUGAGAGAAAAACAUUCACUAGUCAACAAGCAGUAAAUACAAGUUGGGUAAAAAGUUUUUUGCAGGGCUCAGAUUUCUCCCGCCUGGCAUCACGAAUUACAACCAAGACAAGUGAUGUGAUAUUCUGCAGUGUUAUAUCAUUGGCAUUUCUGGCUUGAAUGUGAUGCAAAUGAAACUUCAGAAAAAUUAAAAAAAAAAAAAAAAAAAAAAAAAAAGAACAUGUUGAAACAAAUUCCUGGCUUGUAAACAUUUGCUUUUAU